AUGUCUGAUAUUGAGGGAUCACCAGGAAGCUCCAUGCAUGGAGUUACUGGAAGAGAACAAACCUUCCUUUCAUCCGUUGCUUCCCCUAUGGUUCCAACUGACACCACUGCCAAAUUUCCAUUACCAGUUGAUUCUGAACACAAAUCCAAAGUUUUCAAACUCUUUUCAUUAGCCAAUCCACACAUGAGAACCUUCCAUUUAUCAUGGAUAUCUUUCUUCACCUGCUUCGUCUCCACAUUCGCAGCAGCGCCGUUAGUCCCUAUCAUCCGGGACAACCUUAACCUCACGAAAGCGGAUGUUGGUAACGCCGGCGUCGCUUCCGUUUCAGGUAGUAUUUUCUCAAGGCUAAUGAUGGGUGCAGUUUGUGACCUGUUAGGUCCACGUUAUGGCUGUGCUUUUCUUAUUAUGCUAACGGCACCAACGGUGUUUUGUAUGUCAUUUGUUGAAGAUGCUGCUGGUUAUAUAGCAGUUAGGUUUAUGAUUGGUUUUUCAUUGGCAACAUUUGUUUCAUGUCAAUAUUGGAUGAGUACAAUGUUUAAUAGUAAGAUAAUUGGUCUUGUGAAUGGUACUGCUGCUGGUUGGGGUAAUAUGGGUGGUGGUGCCACUCAACUUAUUAUGCCUUUGGUUUAUGAAUUGAUUAGAAGAGCCGGUGCUACUCCUUUUACUGCUUGGAGAAUUGCCUUUUUUAUCCCUGGCUGGUUGCAUGUUAUCAUGGGUAUUAUGGUCUUAACAUUAGGCCAAGAUUUACCUGAUGGUAACCUUGGUGCUUUACAGAAGAAGGGUAACGUUGCUAAAGACAAGUUCACUAAGGUGUUAUGGUAUGCUAUAACAAAUUACAGGACAUGGAUUUUUGCGCUGCUUUACGGUUACUCGAUGGGAGUUGAAUUAACAACGGAUAAUGUGAUUGCUGAGUAUUUCUAUGACAGGUUUAACCUAAAGCUACACACAGCCGGAAUCAUUGCAGCAUCCUUUGGAAUGGCGAACCUAGUUGCCCGCCCUUUCGGCGGAUAUGCAUCAGAUGUUGCAGCAAGAUUAUUCGGCAUGAGAGGAAGAUUAUGGACACUAUGGAUUCUUCAAACCCUUGGAGGAAUUUUCUGCAUUUGGUUAGGAAGAGCCAACACACUUCCAAUUGCAGUACUGUCGAUGAUUCUGUUCUCAGUAGGAGCACAAGCUGCAUGCGGUGCAACAUUUGGAAUCAUUCCUUUCAUUUCGAGAAGAUCUUUGGGUAUUAUAUCAGGAUUAACUGGUGCAGGUGGAAACUUCGGUUCUGGAUUAACACAGUUGAUAUUUUUUUCAAGUUCGAAAUUCUCAACAUCAACAGGUCUUUCCUUAAUGGGUGCAAUGAUAGUAGCAUGCACACUUCCUGUGAGUCUUGUUCAUUUUCCACAGUGGGGUGGAAUGUUUUUUCCAGCAUCAAAAGAGAUAAGUGAAGAACACUAUUACACUUCAGAAUGGAAUGAGGAUGAAGUACAGAAAGGGUUGCAUCAAUCAAGUCUUAGGUUUGCUGAGAAUAGUCGCUCUGAGAGAGGAAAGCGUGUGGCUUCUGCAGCAACACCGCCAAAUACAACUCCUGGCCACUAA
This is a messenger RNA of Lathyrus sativus (Indian pea), 1581 nucleotides long. The record is from the annotation of a GenBank genome assembly. NCBI's taxonomy places the organism in Eukaryota, Viridiplantae, Streptophyta, Magnoliopsida, Fabales, Fabaceae.